AUGGCCGUUUACAAUAGAAUUAGAGCUCUCUCCACCAAUCCUCUCCGCAAGUUCUAUGUUUUCAGUAAUCAGUUCCAUAGAGACACAUUUGUAAAGCGCAUGGAUGGUGAAACUCCAAAUGAUUACAAUAACAGAGAAAAUAAGAGGAGGGCCACCGAAGAGGGCAUUUCUGCUGAAACAAUUCAGUCAUAUGUAAAAUCAUUGGAUCAACCAGAGUUACUUGAUCUGCUUGUUCAUCCUGCACCUGAAUCCGAAGAUAUUGUCAUGGAUGAAGUUGAAGAUUUGAGACCUUCCAAGAGACAAGUUGUUUAUCAAGAGCAUAAACCCAUGUCUGGGAUUACUUUGGGUUUGCAUCGUGGAAUAUACCAUCAAGGAAAGCUUCGGAUUAAUCGGUACAAUCCAUUUGAAGCAUAUGUUGGAAGUGAGAGCAUAGGUGAUGAAAUAAUUAUACAUGCACGUCAAAACAUGAAUAGAGCUUUUGAUGGUGAUAUAGUAACUGUAGAACUUCUGCCCCAAGAUCAGUGGGAUGAGGAGAAUAACUUAUCCAUUGCAGAUGAAGAGGAUGAGGAAGAAGAUGUUCAUUUAGCUCCAAGCAGUGCUGAUGAUGCCCCUAGAACUACGAAUCUGGUAUCAGGUUUAGCCAGUGACAUGAACUCCACUCCUUAUUGUGGGUCUUUGGAGCCGAUGCCUCUUCCUGCUGGUACAGGAAGCCUUAUAUCUGCCCUGUUUGUCUCCAAAGAUCAUAGAGUUCCUAAGAUUCGGAUUCAAACCCGACAACUUGAGAAUCUUUUGGAUAAGAGGAUAAUAGUGGCAGUUGAUUCUUGGGACCGUCAAUCUCGGUAUCCUUCUGGUCACUAUGUACGAGUCAUAGGAGAAAUAGGUGAUAGGGACAGUGAGAAUGAGGUGGUCUUAAUUGAGAAUGAUAUAAACUCAAGGCCCUUUUCUUCCCAAGUUUUAGCUUGCUUGCCACCAUUACCAUAG
Messenger RNA from Hibiscus syriacus, 981 nucleotides. RefSeq names its product exosome complex exonuclease RRP44 homolog A-like. Gene Ontology annotation, molecular function: 3'-5'-RNA exonuclease activity; endonuclease activity. Bases 1 to 981 code for a protein of 326 amino acids. The transcript has 8 exons. The record is from RefSeq and is a predicted model, not a curated record. Gene Ontology annotation, cellular component: cytoplasmic exosome (RNase complex); nuclear exosome (RNase complex). NCBI's taxonomy places the organism in Eukaryota, Viridiplantae, Streptophyta, Magnoliopsida, Malvales, Malvaceae. Gene Ontology annotation, biological process: rRNA catabolic process.